Messenger RNA from Menidia menidia (Atlantic silverside), 447 nucleotides. The record is from the annotation of a GenBank genome assembly. NCBI's taxonomy places the organism in Eukaryota, Metazoa, Chordata, Actinopteri, Atheriniformes, Atherinopsidae.
AUGCCAGAAGCAAGCCUCAAACAGCUCAUCGAUGCCUUACGAAAAGAUGGUGUGCUCAAUAAUUUGCAAAAAGAGGAGAUUCUGCAGAAGAACCCAGUUAGAGCCGACAAAGCACGUGAUCUCCUGGACUAUGUGAAGAAUCAAGGAGAAAAUGCCUGUAAGAAGAUGAUAGAACAUUUUAAAGCCAUAGAUCCAGCCCUUUCCUCUGAUCUGGACUUUUCCCCUGCUCAUCCUCUUCUGAAAGAGUUUUAUUUGGACUGUGAGCUCAAACAUAAGUCUGCUAUGGAGAAGAAGUUCAAGACAAAGAUGAUGACAAGGAAACAGAGGGACACCCUUCAGAAGCUCCAACAGAAGGCCCCCCAACCCAUUCAGCAACUUCAGGACAUCCACCCCCUUCAGCAGGUAAAGCUUCAGUGGCCAGCACAUCAGGUGAACCAUUCAACAUGA